AUGUCGUUCGGACGUCCCCCUACAUUCUCGGAUUUCAAAGUGUCGCCCCCGGAACGAGGCUCUUUCCCGCUCGAUCAUGAAGGCGAAUGCAAGUCGGUGAUGCAAGAAUACAUGAACUGCAUCAAGAGCAACCGCAACGACAAUGGCAAAUGCAGACAUCUUUCGCGCGCCUACCUGCAGUGUCGGAUGGACAAAGGGCUAAUGGAUGAAGACAACAUGGACAACCUCGGAUUCAAGGACCUCGCGCCCUCCUCGUCAGGGACCACCAAAGCAGCCGGUGACACACGCGGUGCAGAGGGGAUCGUGUCCAGCGCAAAAGCGGGAGUGGGGAGCCCCACCGACGAGCACAAUCGCGGGGCGGGCGCCGGGUCGGCUCAUGCCAAGGGUCAGGUCAGCAGGCAAGCCAGCAGCUAUGCCGGUCACAGUCAGGGCGGGAGCAGCGGUGGUAGGCUUGUAUAA
Molecule: messenger RNA, 459 nt
Organism: Sporisorium graminicola
Lineage: Eukaryota; Fungi; Basidiomycota; Ustilaginomycetes; Ustilaginales; Ustilaginaceae
Exons: 3
Coding region: 1-459 (152 amino acids)
Biological process (GO): mitochondrial respiratory chain complex IV assembly
Cellular component (GO): mitochondrial intermembrane space
Source: RefSeq, a predicted model, not a curated record